This is a messenger RNA of Cajanus cajan (pigeon pea), 1421 nucleotides long. The record is from RefSeq and is a predicted model, not a curated record. Lineage: Eukaryota; Viridiplantae; Streptophyta; Magnoliopsida; Fabales; Fabaceae.
AUGGCUCCAGGCUUAAGGAGAAAGAAAAACCUCCGACUUGGUUAUGUUAGGCAUGAUUUGAAUGGAAUUGGGCGUGAGGUGAGAGAAUUAGUUAUGUCUAAACUGACAUUGGGCAUCAAUGGAGUGACAUCAGAUGUAUUGGUUGCGGCGGGCGAACUUAAGAAUGGAAGUCCCUGGAUGGCUCACGUCGGGCAUGGGAGAACCGCGUUGGGCGUGAUAUCAGAUAGGGACUCAAGGAAAAAUGUGCUGGAUGAGUUUGAGUGCCAAACACCACGGAAGCAAGUGGUCAAAGCUCAUGGCACCACCAAAGACAAGGUAGCUCACUUCUUCUCAACCUCUAAUCCACUUGUUUUUCGUUAUAGGUUGGGUCAACAAAUUAAAGAUGUCAGCAAGAGGCUUGACAGGGUUGCAACUGAUAGGCUCAAGUUUGGUCUUCGAACAAAUGAUGUUGACACUCGUGUUGUGCAUACGAGAGAGCUCACACACCCCCGUGUGCCAGAUUUAGAUAUGAUAGGAAGGGAGCAUGAUAAAGAAAAGAUCAUAGAGCUUUUGAUUAAUGAUGGUGACACAAGUCUCUCUGUUAUCCGCGUCGUAAGAAUGGGAGGCUUGGGAAAGACCACACUUGCGCAGUUUGUGUUCAAUGAUAAGAGGACAAAAGAGUGUUUCUCAUUGAAGAUGUGGAUCUGUGUUUCUGAUAAUUUUGAUAUUAAGCAAUUGGUUAUCAAAAUCAUCAGUGUUGCCAAUGAUUCAGCUUCAGUUGAUGCCCCUCCUUGCCAACAGAAUUUAAAUAUAUUUGAUCUGGAGCUACUGCAAAAUCAAUUGAUAAACAAACUUGUUAGUAAAACAUUCUUACUUGUCUCAGAUGACGUGUGGAAUGAAGAUCAUGUUAAAUGGGUUGAGCUAAGGAAUUUAGUACAAGUAGGUGCAACAGGAAGUAAAAUUUUAGUGACUACACGUAGUCAUAAAGUUGGUUCCAUGAUGGGUACCGUUCCCUCUCACAUUUUAAAAGGCCUUUCUCCUAAGGAUUCAUUAUCUUUGUUUGUCAAAUGGGCAUUUAAAGAAGGAGAGGAGAAAAAAUAUCCUCAUUUGAUAAAUAUUGGGAAAGAAAUUGUGAAAAGAUGCAGAAGAGUUCCAUUGGCUAUAAGAAUAUUAGAGAGUUUACUAUUUUUGAAAUUUGGAACAAAUGAGUGGGAAAAUGUGAGAAAUAGUGAAAUUUGGAAUAUUCUAUAGAAAAAAGGUAACAUUUUACCUGCACUUAAAUUAAGUUAUGAUCUCAUGCCUUCCUAUUUAAGGCAAUGUUUUGCAUUGUUUUCCCUUUAUCCAAAGAAUUAUCACUUCAAUAAUUCUGAGGUAAGUUCACUUUUGGGGGCACUUGGACUCCUUGCUUCACUGCAAAAGAAUAUGACACCAGAAGAUCUUCC